AUGCUUUUGCUUCUCCCUCUGCCUAUGCACACUGUCUACGCCUCGCAGAUGCGGCAGCGCUCGGUGGUGUUUGGCCUGUCGGAUGUUGCUCUGACCGCGCCCUGUGCACGCGUGAACGUCAACGGCCAACGAUCGAGCGACCAGCUUUCCAAAAGAGGCAUCAGCAGCAGCAGCAGCAGCAGCAGCAGCAGCAGCAGCAGCAACAGCGGAAGCAAAAGGGGAUCUGUGAGGUUCCGACCAUCUCGACUGAUUCCAACGCCACCAAACCGACCCAUUGACCGCAUCGAGUGA
This is a messenger RNA of Sporothrix brasiliensis 5110, 291 nucleotides long. RefSeq lists its product as uncharacterized. The record is from RefSeq and is a predicted model, not a curated record. Bases 1 to 291 code for a protein of 96 amino acids. The transcript is spliced from 4 exons. NCBI's taxonomy places the organism in Eukaryota, Fungi, Ascomycota, Sordariomycetes, Ophiostomatales, Ophiostomataceae.